Messenger RNA from Danio rerio (zebrafish), 4381 nucleotides. Lineage: Eukaryota; Metazoa; Chordata; Actinopteri; Cypriniformes; Danionidae. The record is from RefSeq and is a predicted model, not a curated record.
UGCACACUGUGUAGUGUUGAUCAGAGGCGGAGUUUCACCUCAGCACCGAAACCAGCAGAAAAAAAAUUCAGGUGUCCGCAGUUCAGUCACUCAGUCAGUAACUCAUACCAGUAACGCACACGGGACUACUGCGGGGACCAGAACACGGGAUUUUAACUCCCAGCAGGAGUCAAGUGGGAAUUUCGGAUUCUCUGGAAACUGCUUCACUUGGACACUGAGAGGAAUAUCAAGUCACUUAUUGUUCGUGUGAGUGAAUCCUAUUUUUCUAAGGCUGAACUCCUCUAAGAGCAGCGUCUGAAACAUGGACGACCCUUUAAAGGUUGACUGAUUCCAGCUGACACCUUCAUAACUAUGCUGCGAGUCACUAGAGGCCUGAUGGCCACAGUACCCGCCAACAGCCCUCCCAAUUCCCCAGCACAAUUCAGGGAAUGAUCAAACCAUCCUGUCUAGGAUAUACGCAUCAAGAGACCUCUUACAUACAGCAGGACGACAGACACCCCAAAUCCAAUGGCAUGGGUCAAGUUCUUCAGGAGGCCGGGUGGCAAUCUUGGCAGGUCUUACCAGCCGGGAUCUAUGCUGUCCUUGGCUCCUACCAAAGGACUGCUAAAUGAACCAGGACAGAACAGCUGCUUCCUCAACAGUGCAGUGCAGGUGCUUUGGCAGCUGGAUAUCUUCCGGCGGAGUCUUCGUCAGCUUCCGAACCACCACUGCUUGGGGGACUCCUGCAUCUUCUGCGCUUUGAAGGGAAUAUUCUCUCAGUUCCAGCACAGCCGAGAGCGAGCGUUACCCUCAGAUAACCUGCGCAACGCCCUGGCAGAAAACUUCAAGGAUGAACAGCGCUUUCAGCUGGGCUUCAUGGACGACGCUGCUGAGUGCUUUGAGAACAUUCUAGAAAGGAUUCACCUGCACAUUGCGCCUGAUGCUGAAACUGACGCCUGCACGUCCAAGUCCUGCAUUACUCAUCAGAAGUUUGCUAUGACACAAUAUGAACAGUCAGUGUGCAGGAGCUGUGGUGCGUCGUCUGAUCCGCUUCCCUUCACUGAGCUGGUGCACUAUGUGUCCACCACUGCCCUCUGCCAACAGGUGUUAGACAGGAGAGAUGAACGCUUGCGUCCAGAGACCUUUGGGGAGCUGCUUCAAGCCGCCAGCACCAUUGGAGAUCUGCGCAACUGUCCGAGUAACUGUGGUCAGAGAAUCAAGAUCCGGCGUGUGCUGAUGAACUCUCCAGAAAUCGUGACCAUUGGGUUUGUGUGGGACUCGGAGCAGUCCGACCUCACUGAAGAAGUCAUCCGAUCUCUCGGACCACACCUCAACCUCUCAGGGGUGGGAUCCAAGUGGAAAGAUGUGGUCACGAAAUGCAUCCGUGGCCACUUUCAGCCCCUGCUGCUGUUUUACUCCAACCCUGACGGCAGUGCUGUGGUCACAGACGAGACGCAGCGCAGAAACAACAACGACUCCCAGAACAAGAGCACCGUCAGUGGAGAAACACCAGGUACUCCUACACUGGGUGGAAAAAAGUUUGAAUUGACUCAAGAGAAUUUGACUGCCUUUAUCGCAAACCAUGGUACUCUUAAGCCGAAAUCUCAGCCUCCGUCUGUGUUCAGUCGAACCAGCAACCAGACCAGCGGCGGCAGGGGUCCAGUGAAGAUGAACUUUGAUCCAAAGAGUCGAAUCAGAGACAUUUUGAGGGAGCUGCCGAAAGAAGGACGUCCCUUGAACUUUAUGAAGAAGGAUUCGGAUCGGUCACAGAUAAGAACAGAAGCAAUGAGAAACCGAGACUCCUCGUCGUCUGAGAAACCUCACUCGCGCUCACUGUCUCCUCCGGAGAACGGCUUCAGGCACAUGGAGUCUCGCUUUUACAGCAGUCAAGGCAGAGGCCCGACCAAAACUGACCGCUGGCCAACCACCAACAACUACACCCCUCACUCCCAGCCUCAGCCCCGAGUUCCACUUCAUCCACCAGCAGAUCAUCGCUCUCGCAGAACAGACGUGGCUAACGGAUACGACACCGACAGCAGUCAGGACUCUCGGACUUACGGUACUCGGAGUCGCGGUAAUCGGCAAUGGAGGCCUAUGAGAGAGGCUCUCAAUGUAGACAGCGUUAUAAACAGUGACAAUACUCAAAACUACCAGAACACUCGCAGACAGAUCAAUAAUUAUGAGAGCGAGGACUUGGGAUGGGGUCGUCGUGAAGAGCGCAAACCCAAGAGUUUAAUGACUAUAUAUGAGGACGAGCAACGGCAGGAUAUGGGCAGCCGGAGCUCACUGGAUUCAGAGCAGGACCGGGUUAAAAUGAACGCCAACAGCCUCAGUAUUCGGCCGGAUAACUGGAAGAUCCAGCGCACCGAGUCUGGAUACGAAAGCAGCGACCGGCUCAGCAGUAGCUCAGCCAAUCUGGACUCUCCUGUGGUCGAGAACUCCAUUCCUGAAACAAACUUUUCCAGGGAUCUGAACCAAAGGAGGUAUGAGGAUUCAAAGGCCGACAUCUCAACAUCAUCCAAUGUCUACGGUGACCAUCAGAGGAAAGCAUAUGAUUAUCCAGUGAGUCCUGUUAUUCAAAGAGGUCAGGUGUCGAGAUGUAAAGAAAUGUUGAACGGCAGCUCCGUCUCUCCACCCUUCAUCAAAACCAGCAACUCAAACUGGAUCACUUCAGAUAAUCUGGAGGAUUCCCGAAAACAUGCGGGUUUGCCAUCGCUUCCCUGUCCAAACCCAGAGCCUCCGCUUCAUCCUAAACCACACGCAGACUUCGGCUCAACCACUCUCAAGUGGAAGGAAAACUCCUCUGAUUCCCCUCCGCUUCCUCCCAAACCACAAGCAGACCCCGGCUCCUUCACUGGAAAACCCUCUAUGUGGCUGGAAAACUCGUCUGAUUCCCGGAUGAUCCCGUCGGACAGCAGCUCCAGAUCUGGUUCUUCUGAUCAGGAUGCUGAAGAGCGGAUCUCCAGAGCGGCUUCUGGAUCUCCGGUGAUUCCAACGACGUAUUUCUCGGUUGAUGCCUGCAUGACGGACACGUACCGCGCUAAAUAUCACAAGAGGAGAGCACCGCUGUACAUGACUGCUGACUCUAGAGAGCAAACCUCAUCUGGAGAGAGCGACUAUGGGGAACAAGUGUCUCCCGCUCCUGCAGAAACACACAGCAGAGCUACAGUUCAGGCGUCCAGUAAAAGCGCUGCAAAGUGGAACCCGGUGUCAGUGAAAGGACUGGAUGAACACGGCUUCCUCUGAUCACACAUCUACAUUCACUGAGAGAGAGAGAGAGUGUGUGUGUGUGUACUAUGUUUGGUGGAUUAUGAGGACAUAAAUGUUCAAAAGUGUAAUCCAACGCUGUUAAUAAUCAUAAUCAAUGGGCUCUUUUCACGUUCAGCACAUCAGAUCGGGGUACAGAGGUCUAAUAAGCAUUGUGUAUAGUGUAACACACAUUAAGAAUAUGAAGAGUCCUCAUAAACCACCAAAUCACAUGUACGAGCUUGCGCAUGUGUGUGCGCAUUUGUAAGCGUUUGCAAGGGAGUGUGUUUGAGUGUGCAUGUGAGAGUACAUUGGUGUGUAUGUGUGCAAGUAUGUGUGUGUGUGUAUGUGUGAGUAUGCAUGUGCCUAUGCUUGUAUGCGUACGUGUGAAAGCUCAUGUGUGUAAAUGUGUGUCUGUGAGCAUGUAUGUGCGCGCUUGCAUGUGCGAGCAAGUGUGUUUGAGCGAGCGAGUGUGUGUGUGUGUGUGUGUGUGUGUGUGUGUGUGUGUGUGUGUGUGUGUGUGUGCUUGCGUGUGUGCAUGUGCGUUCAUGUGAGAGCGGGUGUGAGCCCAUGUGCGAGUGUGCAUGUGUCCAAGCAUGCGUGUGUGUGUGUACCUCUGUGUGUUUGCAUGCAUGUAUGCGUGUGUGUGCUUGUAUGCAUGUGUGAGCGUGUGCAAGCGUGUAUGCGUGCGUGCGUGCGUGCGUGUGUGUGUGUGUGCAUGUGCUUGCAUGUGUGCGUGUGUGUGUGAGAGCUUGUGCGCGUGUGUGUGUGUGUGUGUGUGUGUAUAUAAGUGUGUGUGUGUAAGUGUGUAUGUGCCUGUGUGUGUGCGCGCACAUGUGCGUGUAAGAGAGCAAGUGUAUUUGAGCAGGCAUGCGAGCACACAGGUGUAUAUGCAUGCACGUACAGUGUAUGUGUAUCCCUGUGUGUGCGUGCUCACAUGUGCUUGCAUGUGUGUGAGUGUGCGCUAGUGUGUGUAAGUGUGAGAGCGUGCAUGUGUACCUGCGUGUAUGUAAGCAUGUGUGUGUACCUGCAUUUGCAUGUGUGCGAGUGUAAUUUGAGCGUGUGUGUGUGUGAGUGUGCGCGUGUAUGCAUGCACAUAUUUGUGUGUGUGUGUGUGUGUGUGUGUGUGUGUGUGUGUGUGUGUGUGUGUGUGUGU